Molecule: messenger RNA, 333 nt
Organism: Colletotrichum aenigma
Lineage: Eukaryota; Fungi; Ascomycota; Sordariomycetes; Glomerellales; Glomerellaceae
Product: 54S ribosomal protein L31
Exons: 2
Coding region: 1-333 (110 amino acids)
Cellular component (GO): mitochondrial large ribosomal subunit
Molecular function (GO): structural constituent of ribosome
Source: RefSeq, a predicted model, not a curated record
AUGUUCGGGGCGUUCCGCAUCACCUCGCCGCUGUCGGGCGGUCUGCUCUGGAAGAUCCCCUGGAGGCUGUCCAAGUUCCAGAAGAGGAGGCACAGGCUGCGUCUGCGCGCCGUCGACGACGUCGUCUCCACGGUGGACGCGGCGCUGGCGAAGCAGGGUGAGACUGUUGCCGCCGUGGAGCGGUGGAAGGCGGAGAUGCCCACCGAGGCGGAGAUGCUGCCGAGGGACAAGUACACCAUGUUCGACCGCAAGGAGAAGAGGUACCGCAAGGGCAUUCACAAGCUGCCCAAGUGGACGAGAGUCUCUCAGAGAUUGAACCCUCCCGGAUACUAA